UCUUGGGAAAGCUGAAGAUCCUGAUAUUGGGCUGAAUUCUGUACAGAAUUAUCAGCUUAGUUCCAAUCAGUACUUCACUAUGGAUGUUAAGGAGAGUCAGGAUGGAGAUACAUUUGCAGAUUUAGUACUGCAAAAAACGCUUGACCGAGAAAGUGAACAGACCAUUCACCUGAUCCUUACAGCCUUGGAUGGAGGUGAACCCAGAAAAACUGGGACUGCCCACAUAUGGAUUAAUGUCACCGAUGCCAAUGACAACCCACCCAUUUUCACUCAAGAGGUCUACAAGGUCAAUUUAAGGGAGAAUGCUCUUGUUGGGUCCCUUGUUCUCCAGGUUGUAGCCUCUGACAAAGAUGAAGGUACAAAUGCCCAGAUCAGAUACCAUUUCAGCAACAUACCAGUGAAUUCCCAACAGAAAUUCAAGCUGGAUCCAAAGAAUGGCACAGUCACUCUUAGAGAGUCAUUGGAUUUUGAGGAAAUCAAAGAAUAUGCAAUGACAGUGGCAGCAAAAGAUGGUGGGGGAUUGGUGACACACUGCAAAGUUAAAAUAACUGUUCUAGAUGAAAAUGAUAAUGCCCCAGAGGUGACCUUAGCCUCUUUAUUCAGCCCAGUUCCUGAAGAUUCUGCACCUGGAAUAGUUAUUGCUCUGAUCAAUGUAAAAGACAAAGAUACUGGCGAUAAUGGAAAGGUUAUUUGUUAUUUACAAAAUGAUUUACCCUUUACGAUUCUUUCCUCAUCUAAUAAUUACUACAAGAUUCAGACAGAUAGUCCUCUGGACAGAGAGAAAAUUUCUGAGUAUAAUAUUACAAUCACAGCCACUGACAAAGGAAUUCCCCCACUGACCACACACAAAACCAUCUCAGUACAGGUCUCUGACAUCAAUGACAAUUCCCCUGCUUUUGAAAAAUCUUCCUACAGCAUCUAUGUGCCAGAAAACAAUCCUUCUGGUGCCUCCAUUUUUAGUGUCAAAGCCUCUGAUCCAGAUGUGAACCAAAACUCACGGAUCAAAUACUCCAUCCUCCACAGCAACAUUGAAGAACUUCCCAUCUCUUCAUAUAUCUCCAUUAACUCUGAGACUGGUGCUAUCUAUGCUCAGCGAUCGUUUGACUAUGAACAGUUUAGAGAAUUUCAGCUGCAAGUGAAGGCCCAAGAUGGGGGCUCUCCCCCUCUCAGCAAAAAUGUCACAGUAAGGGUGUUUAUUCUGGAUCGGAAUGAUAACAGCCCUCGGAUCCUGGCCCCUUCACAGGAUUCAGCUUUCUUUGAGAUUGUGCCUCAUUCAGCAGAGGCAGGUUAUCUAGUAACAAAGGUGGUGGCAGUGGAUGCAGAUUCUGGACAUAAUGCCUGGCUCUCCUACCAUCUGAUUCAAGCCACUGAACCAGGGCUCUUCUCUGUUGGUUCUCAUAGUGGGGAGAUCAAGACAGCAAGAUCCUUUGUGGAAAAAGAUGCUGUGAAACAGAAACUAGUCAUUGUGGUGAAGGACAAUGGGCAGCCUCCUCUCUCAGCCACAGUUACUCUGAACCUUGUGUUUGCUGAGAACUUUCAGGAGGCCCUUCCAGAAAUGAAAAACCAAAGCGGGGACUCGGAGUUUCAGUCUGAUCUACAAUUCUACUUAGUGCUGGCCUUAGCUUUGAUCUCAUUCCUGUUCCUAUUGACUAUGAUUCUGGCUAUUAUGAUGAAGCUUCGACGUUCAGGAAAUCCCAAAUUUCUGCAAUGCUUUGCUCCCGUUCCCCAUGUCAGGACUAGUGCCAUAUUUCCACCCAAUUUUGAAGAUGGGACUUUGCCUUAUUCCUACCAGCUUUGUCUCUCCUCGGAAUCAAGGAAGAAUGAGCUUUCCUUCCUGGCACCCAAUAUGCACAUUGCAGACAAUAUUCUUUGUGGUGAUAAAACUGGUGUGCCUUUCAUAGGGAAUGGAGAAAAACUAUUGCAUUCUCAGAAUGAGACUGCUGAUGAGAUAUACGACUAUUCAGUGAGCACAACAAGCAAGAAAAAGAAAGGAAGUAGAAUGGACCACCGGCACAUAGAUGAAAGCAGAUCAUUAAGGCAAGUACCUCUCCUCUUAUUAUUGUCUUUGUUCUGCCUAACUGCCUCAGAGCACAUUCAUUACUCUAUCCCAGAGGAAAUGGAAAAGGGAUCCAUUGUGGGGAAUCUUGCCAAAGAUUUAAGACUGACUGCUGGAGAAAUAGCAAAGCAAAAUCUGCAUAUACUUUCUCUAGGCAAGAAGCAAUAUUUCACUCUCAGUGCAGAAGAUGGGUAUCUAUAUGUGAAUGACAGAAUCGAUAGAGAGGAGAUCUGUGGGGAAACUGCACUCUGCCAAAUCAGUUUUGAAGCUGUUGCAGAAAGCCUAAUGAACAUGCUCCAUAUAACUGUAGAGAUCCACGACAUGAAUGAUAAUGCCCCACAUUUCUUAAAUGGAGACAUCAGUCUGGAGAUCAGUGAAUCCUCUUUGCCAGGAACCAUGUUUCUCCUUGGGCAAGCUGAAGAUCCUGACAUUGGGGUGAAUUCUCUCCAGGGCUACCAGCUUAGUGUAAAUCCGUAUUUCAUACUGGAAGUUAGAGAGAGAGAAGACAGAAGUAAAUAUGCAAAAUUAGUACUGAAUAAACAGUUAGAUCGGGAAAGUGAAAAUAGUUUCCACUUAAUCCUUAUGGCUGUGGAUGGAGGGAAACCUGCCAAAACUGGAACAGCCAAAAUAUGGAUAAAUGUCAUUGAUGCCAAUGAUAACCCACCAGUCUUCACACAAGAAGUAUAUAUAGUUAACCUGAAUGAAAAUGCACCAAAAGGUUCUUCAGUGGUCCAGGUAAAAGCCACAGACAGAGACGAAGGAUCUUAUGGCCAGGUCAACUAUAGUUUUAGCAACAUUGCUGAAAGUGCUCACCAGAAAUUCUCCUUGGAUCCCCAAGAAGGCAUAAUAAAAAUUAAGGAAACUCUGGACUUUGAGGAAACAGAGAAAUAUGUGGUCACUAUAGAAGCAAGAGAUGGAGGAGGAUUAAUGUCUCAUUGUAAUGUUGAAAUAAAGGUGAUAGAUGAGAAUGAUAAUGCCCCAGAGGUGAUGCUUGUCUCCUUCUCCAACCAAAUAUCUGAAGAUUCUGAAUCUGGGACUGUGGUAGCUCUUAUCAGUGUAAAAGAUAGAGAUUCUGGAGAUAAUGGGGAAAUUUCUUGUCAUUUAAACAACAAUUUCCCAUUUAAAAUAUCACCAACUUCUAAUAAUUAUUACAAACUGCUUACAGAUGGGCCCCUGGACAGAGAAAACACUCCAGAGUACAAUAUCACAAUCACAGCCACUGACAAAGGGACUCCCCCUCUUUCCACUCACAAAACCAUCUCAAUACAGAUUUCAGAUGUCAAUGAUAACCCUCCUACCUUUGAGAAAUCCUCCUAUACUGCCUAUGUAACAGAGAACAAUCCUUCGGGUGCCUCCAUUUUCCGUGUCCAAGCCUCAGACCUGGAUCUGGACCGCAAUGCUCGAAUCACUUACUCGAUCCUUCACAGCAACAUUGAGGACCUUCCCAUCUCUUCAUAUAUCUCCAUUAAUUCAGAGACGGGCACUCUGUAUGCCCAGCGAUCCUUUGACUAUGAGCAAUUCAGGGAGUUUCAGCUUCAAGUGAGGGCCCAAGAUGGAGGCUCUGCCCCUCUCAGCAGCAAGGCUGUAGUGGAAGUCUUUAUUCUGGACCAGAAUGACAACAGCCCUCAAAUCCUUUACCCUUCUCAAGGAGCAGAGGGCUCUGCCUUGUUUGAGAUGGUGCCUCGCUCAGCCGAAGAGGGCUAUCUGGUGACCAAGGUGGUGGCAGUGGAUGCUGACUCCGGACACAAUGCCUGGCUCUCUUACCAUCUGCUGCAGGCCACAGAGCCAGGGCUCUUCGCCAUUGGAGCCCAUACAGGGGAGAUCAGGACAUCACGGCCGUUUUCGGAAAGAGAUGCUGCAAAGCAGAGGCUAGUGAUCUUAGUGAAGGAUGGUGGGCAGCCUCCACUAUCUGCAACUGCCAAUCUCAACCUGGUGUUUGCUGAGAACUUUCAGGAGGCACUUCCGGAAAUGAAAAACCAAUCGAGCGACUCAGAGAAUCAAUCUGAUCUACAGUUUUACUUGGUGCUAGCCUUAGCUUUGAUAUCAUUCUUAUUCCUCUUGACUGUCAUUCUGGCUAUUACGAUGAAGCUUCGAAGGUCUGGGAAUCCCAAAUUCCUGCAGUGCUUUGCUCCUGUUCCCCAUUCCAACAAUGCGGUGAUAUUCCCACCAAACUAUGAAGAAGGGACAUUGCCUUAUUCCUACCAGCUCUGCCUAUCUUCUGAGUCCAGGAUACAUGAAAUAGCAUUUCCAACACCCAAUGUUCACACAGCAGAGAACAUUUUUAAUAAAUCUGAUGUACCUCUGAUAGCCAAUGGUGGAAAUAUAAUUAAUUCUGAGAUGGAGAAUUCUGACAAGCAUUGUGUCAGUGACUUUAGCUCUGAUUUCCACAUCAAAAUGGGCAAAGGAGCAAAUAAUGAGACAAAACUUUAA
Messenger RNA from Hemicordylus capensis (graceful crag lizard), 4486 nucleotides. Its product is annotated as protocadherin gamma-B5-like. Gene Ontology annotation, biological process: homophilic cell-cell adhesion. Bases 80 to 4486 code for a protein of 1468 amino acids. Gene Ontology annotation, cellular component: plasma membrane. Lineage: Eukaryota; Metazoa; Chordata; Lepidosauria; Squamata; Cordylidae. The transcript has 4 exons. The record is from RefSeq and is a predicted model, not a curated record. Gene Ontology annotation, molecular function: calcium ion binding.